Molecule: messenger RNA, 2102 nt
Organism: Impatiens glandulifera
Lineage: Eukaryota; Viridiplantae; Streptophyta; Magnoliopsida; Ericales; Balsaminaceae
Product: dihydrolipoyllysine-residue acetyltransferase component 3 of pyruvate dehydrogenase complex, mitochondrial-like
Exons: 19
Coding region: 162-1814 (550 amino acids)
Biological process (GO): pyruvate decarboxylation to acetyl-CoA
Cellular component (GO): pyruvate dehydrogenase complex
Molecular function (GO): dihydrolipoyllysine-residue acetyltransferase activity
Source: RefSeq, a predicted model, not a curated record
AACCGGCGGUCACCUACGCAGUUCCAUUUCCAUCGGAUCAGAAACACAAGCCGCAGGAGGAGAGAGAAACAGAACGCCCUCUCGCUCCGCUGAAUCUGCGAUUCUUUGAAUUUUGAAAUCCUUUUCCUGUUGGUUCCCGAUUUUGGACAUUCAAGGAAGCCAUGACGUACGCAUCUCGUGUUUUGUCUCACUCAAAAAAGCUGACAACUGUUUCCAGCUUAUUAAGAUGUGAGCAUCCAUUAUUAGUUCGUGGAUUUUCAAGUAGCAUAAACACUUCCAUUGUAGGAACAAGAAGAGCUGAAGUUUGUAGGUCGAACACUAGAUUCAAUUCAAAAGUUGAUAACCCCCAAAAUUGUUACAUAGAAUCAAAUAUUGUCUCUUUCAAGGUCCGAUCUUUUGGAACACAUGGGUUGAGCGCAUUGACUUCAAUGAAGAUGGGAACCCAAGUUAUGGGCUCAGUGUCCCAAGAAGGUUUUUCUUGCUCACAAGUCACAAGAAGAGGCUAUUCCUCAAAUCCAGAUCUUCCUCCUCACCAAGAGAUUGGGAUGCCUUCACUAUCACCAACAAUGACAGAGGGGAAUGUUGCUAGGUGGUUGAAAAAGGAAGGUGAAAAGGUUUCUCCUGGUGAAGUCCUUUGUGAAAUUGAAACGGAUAAAGCCACCGUUGAGAUGGAGUGCAUGGAGGAAGGUUAUCUUGCAAAGAUUGUAAAAGGUGAUGGAGCCAAAGAGAUCAAAGUUGGUGAAAUAAUUGCCAUAACUGUAGAAGACGAGGAACAUAUUGCUAAAUUCAAAGAUUAUAGUCCUUCAGAAUCUGACGCCGCUCCUGCUCCUACCCCUGCCCCUAAACCAACAACUGAUUCUGCCUCACCAAAAGAACAGAAGGUUGAAGUGCCGAAGGCUGCCAAAACCAGUGCAGCUUCUCCUACUGAUGGUCGCAUAUUUGCUAGUCCUCUUGCACGGAAAUUAGCAGAAGACAAUAAUGUGGAUCUCUCAAGUAUCAAGGGAACUGGUCCUGAUGGACAUAUAAUCAAAGCUGAUAUUGAAGAGUACUUGGCUUCUCGAGGCAAGGAAGCUCCAAAGACGGCCCCCAAGGUUGGCACUGCUGCUGCAGCUUUAGAUUUCACGGAUCUUCCUAUUUCUCAAAUAAGAAAGAUCACAGCUUCACGUUUGCUGCUGUCAAAACAAACUAUUCCCCAUUAUUAUUUGACAGUAGAUACCUGUGUGGAUAAGCUGAUGGACUUGAGGAGCCAACUGAACACCCUUCAGGAAGCUUCAGGUGGAAAGAGAAUAUCUGUCAACGACUUAGUAAUCAAGGCUGCUGCUUUGGCUCUUCGAAAAGUUCCUCAAUGCAAUAGUUCAUGGACAAACGAUUAUAUCCGCCAGUAUCGUAAUGUUAAUAUCAAUGUAGCUGUUCAGACAGAAAAUGGAUUGUUUGUUCCUGUUAUCAAGGAUGCUGACAAGAAAGGCCUGUCUAGGAUUUCUGAGGAGGUCAAACAAUUGGCACAGAAAGCAAAAGAAAACAGUUUGAAGCCUGAAGAUUAUGAGGGAGGUACGUUUACCGUGUCGAACUUAGGGGGUCCUUUUGGUGUCAAACAAUUUUGUGCGAUUAUCAAUCCACCCCAAGCCGGUAUCCUUGCAGUUGGUUCUGCCGAAAAGCGAGUUAUACCUGGUUCAGGCACCGAGCAAUUCAAGUUUGCCAGCUUCAUGCCGAUAACAUUAAGCUGUGAUCACCGUGUUAUUGAUGGUGCAAUUGGUGCAGAAUGGUUGAAGGCAUUCAAAGGCUAUAUAGAGAACCCUGAAACAAUGUUGCUCUAAGUUAAGUAACUUUAUCAAAAAAAAUUCGGAUUUUUCUCACUUCCGGGAUCAAACCUAAAUUCUUGAACAUGUGCAAACCCCCUCUGCCGGUUUCUAAUAAUAGUGUUGUCAUUUUUUAAUUAGUGAACCACACACAUCAGCUCGCAAUUCCGAGUACAUAAGAACCGCUCCCAUUCUAUUUGUAUUUCAUCUGAUUGAAAUACUUUUUACCCAAAUUAUUUAGCAAUUCAGUUUCAUGUCACCAGCAAACAUUUGUGAUUUUUUAUAGUCCUGCUCCGAUUGCAAUGA